This is a messenger RNA of Vanrija pseudolonga, 1131 nucleotides long. Its product is annotated as Protein priA. The transcript has 4 exons. The coding region runs from base 1 to 1131 and encodes 376 amino acids. The record is from RefSeq and is a predicted model, not a curated record. Lineage: Eukaryota; Fungi; Basidiomycota; Tremellomycetes; Trichosporonales; Trichosporonaceae.
AUGCUCAUCCCCGUCCUCGCCGCCCUCGUUGUCGGCCUUGCGGCCACACCGGCGCUGGGCGCCAUCACACCCCCCGGGCCCUCGAGCUACAACUACAUCUUUGCGGGGUGCGCCACGCCGGGCAAUAUCCCCGUGUACAACACCUACUUGAAAGUGUAUGGCCUUACGCAGGCCGAGUGUGACGUGCACGUCACCGCUGCACCCUCUAGCUCCAAUUACAAGUACAGCUUCUACGCGCCGGCGGUAGACCUGGCUAAAAGCGAGUGCUACCUCGGUAACACGCCGCCGUGGGACGGCACGCUCCAAAUCCCGGAACCUGGCGACGCUGACGGCUCGUGCCGUGUCGGCCUGGUCCGCAUCGGAGUACUCAAAGAUCGUCCUACUGCCGGCAUUCCCUACGAGUGGACCUGGGCGGGGUGUUACGCCGGCCAGACGCAGAUCGACCCCCCAGCCUACGCCGGCAACUUCUUCAACGCCCCGGCCGGCACGCAGUGGGGUGUUCGCCUGGGAUACUUGGACAGAAGCGACUGCCUCAGGAUAUGUUCGUCGCGCUUGAGCACACUGAAAACCACCGACCCGGCAGAUUACGCCUCGACAAAGUAUGCCUACGCGCUUCUCUUUACUGAGGGGUCGCCGGAGGUCCAGCAGGGCGAGCAGGUCCACAAGUGCAUCUGCGCCCUCGGACCGGUCGAGGGCACGCCAGCCCAGUGCGAGGACUAUAACGGCGGCGAAAAGUUCACCAUGAGCUACCUGUACGCUGUGCAGAUCAACGACGUGAUCCCGUCUGCGGCACCGAACCGCAGGCGAGAGGCACAACGGAAGAAGCAGGAGAUGUUGCAUGCCAAGCUGCACGCGCAUUGCCCUGUCGGGUAUACCCCCUGCCGUAUCGCCCUCAACGGCGACAGCUACGAGUGCAUCGACACAGACACCGAGCUCGAGUCGUGUGGUGGGUGCUUGUUUGGAGAGCACGCUCGCAGGCCGGAGCUCCGGGCCCGCGAGGCCAUGGGCAGAGACUGCACGUCCGUCAUGGGCGUGGUUUCCGAGGCAGCAUCCUGUCGACGCGGGACAUGCGUCACGACUGCAUGCCGUCCGGGCUACAAGCUCGUAUACGACCACUGUGUGCAGGCGUAG